AUGUCCUCCCCUUCUUCGUCGUCCAGGCGCCAGUGGUGCUACUUGUGUGACCUGCCGAAGAUGCCGUGGACCGUGGUGUGGGACUUCAGCGAGGUGGUCUGUCGCGGUUGCGUUAACUACGAAGGGGCUAAUCAGAUCGAGUUCCUAAUAGCAAGCGCCCGCCAACUUAAACGGAGUCACGGCAUGCAGGACGGUAACGUGAGGUCGCCCGGCCCCUCACCCAACAAACACGGCUCGUUAGCGAGAGCAGAGCCCGGACCAGACGGUGGAAGGCAGCAUACGGAGCGCUUUGACCGGGCAGGACGGGGAGAAGGCGGCGGAACGGCGAUACGUGUUCCGCCCAACGGGCUGCACCGCGACGGGCAGCCGCAUCAAGAGGUGAACCGUCAGAGCCCCAGCAGCAACCGAAGACACAUGAUCGGAGCUGCCAUCGCUCCCAAUCUGGUGACUCAAAGUAUUGCGGGAAUCCCCCCUGGGCUGCUUACGGGCAUGCCAGCGGGUCUGACCGCCAGGACCGCACCGAUGAGCGGUCCUAUGAUCUUCCCUGGGCCGGUGUUGGCUGAGAUGAGUCGCAGACAGCUGGGGAUCGGGUUGGGAAUCUCACCCUUCAUCACUCCAGAGCUGGAGCGGGAGCUCAGUUCCUCCCAGAGCCAGCCCAAGUCCCAGACUCAGUCCCAGUCUGGCACCGGCGGCAGCAAGAGUACAAGCAUAUCUUCUUCAUCUUUUUCCAUGGCUGGAGGCGUGAGCCAGACUAGUCCCAAGCCGGCCUCAUCUCCAGCCAGACAGCAACGCCCCCCAACAGUAAGGUCUGGAGCUGAGCCUCUUGGAUCCAGCAGCUCAGCCGAGGCAGCCACCACUGCUGCUGCGUUACCCAAUAAUGGUGCCUCUGAGCUGGGAUCAGCAUCUGCCACCAACACCCAUCCAACUGGAAGCAGUCUGUCCUGCACUUUGUGCCAUGAGCGACUUGAAGACACACACUUUGUCCAGUGUCCAUCAGUCCCAGGGCAUAGGUUCUGCUUCCCGUGCACCAGAGUGUACAUUCAAAGCCGACGGGGAGAUGGGGAGGUGUACUGCCCCAGCGGAGAGCGCUGCCCGCUGGACAACUCGCCCAACAGCCCUCCAUGGGCCUUCAUGCAGGGAGAGGUCUCCACUAUCCUCGGCACUGGUUCAGCACCAGCAGGAUCUGCAUCAGCAGCUGCAUCUGGACCAAGUACAGGGUCGGGAGCUGCUCCAGCAUCUGGAUCAGGGAAUGGAGCUGCAGGAGCAGCUGGCAGUGGAGGAGGAGGCGGAGACGUCACUGUUAAAAAAGAGAGAGAGACGUGAUGGCGCUUCUGAUGGUGACAAGGACCGAAGACAGCAGCAGGCAGAAUUGGAUUCAGUACAAUAAGGGAUGUCUACACUGGACUGCCGAGGGACCCAGAAGAGAAACACAAAAACAGAAAUCCUCCACGACACAGGUUCUGACUCCUCUAACUCGGAGUUCAGAAGCUGCUCUGCUUUUUUCCCAUCAAAAUCAGUUUUCUCAGUUAACAAAGAGUAAAUGUUUUGGUUGUCCUCAUUUAAAAUGAAUUUAAAUUUAACCUUCCUUACAAUUCCUAAUCCAGGAAAAAUUAGACUCAGUUUGGUGAACAGCUGAGAUUUUGGUGAAACAAUUUUCCUGAAGAGAAGUGUGACGGAUCCUGUAAGACGAGCUGAUGCGUCAGACGUCAUCGUCUAAACAUUGAGUGUUUGAGUUGGAACUCUGACUGAUGAUGCCCAUGUUAGUAACUAGCUUCUGUUGGCAGACUGAUUUAGCUUAAAGCAACACCCUCAAUGAUUCAAAGAUGCUAAACAUCAACCUAGAACAUGUCUCCAUAGCCUCGUGUGUAAUGAUCCAAGUGCUUGGCGUUGUUUCUGUUUCAUAAAGUCAAGUAAAAACAGAUAACUCGCUUUGGCUCAGCGUGGUCCAGUUAACAUACUGGGAUCACACCAACAGCACCUGUCCACAUGCUGACAUUCUAAUUUAUAGGUUCUCUGUGGCUAAUAAUAGGUUAUUUCAUGAACGUUUAAGAACCGUGUUCAGAAAAACAUCUUUGCCUUCUAACCCGGCCGUCCUUUCAUCCCAGCUACACGCACACAUGUCCAUUAUUUCUCUGGAUAUCUUGUGAAACUUUCCCCAUAUCCCCUAGAAACAAAAGGGACAAGUUAAAGUUUAAAAAGGACUCGAUAGAAACAAAACGACAGUAACAUUAAUUGUACAUUAUAGUGUUGUGCAACUGUAAGUGAAUAAAGAAUGAAUUUCACAGCAACAUGGUAGAAGACAGGGAAGAAAAAUGGAUGAUGUGUAACUUUGGUGUUACAUUAUUCUGAGUCUGAAAACAGCUUUGUCACAUUUUAAUAAGCGAUUAAGGUCUAAACAUUAAAAAUGUGAAAGCAUCCUUCAUUUAGUGCGUUGAAGGUGCAGAACCACAACAGUUUCUCUCUGAAUCAUCACAGAGCUGAAUGAAAAUGUAAUGUUUGUGUCGGAGAGACCACAAACACCCUCCUCUUUCUGACCCCGCACCCCUGCCAUGCUUGGUUUAAACAAAGCAAGUAGAGGAAAGCUUGGAGAUAUUUUAUGGCUCUCAGAGUAUAAAGAAGUUACACUCUCCUAAAAAACCACACGGGCUCUGAUUUAUCUUCAACAUUAAUUAAACCUACGUCUCCCUGCCUGAUUUGGAAACGAUGGGAGCCUUUUGGAAAUUGGAGAAUAAGAUCCUGGAUUCAGGGAAUCCACACAGAGACCAGCACAAACAACGCUAAGAUAGUAAGCACUGUUUUAUACUGACUGCUCUCAUGCACACUAUGGGACGCUACUUCUGCUCCAGAUACAGAUAAGUAAUGAUUGUUGACUAAAAAGGCCAACAAGAAACCUUUGAAACAUUCGUAAUUCAAGUUUUAAAGAGAUGUUUGAGUCGUCUAAAAUCAGUACUGAAAGGUUAGAGCUUUACAAAACAUCAUCUCUAUGCAUUCAUAUUUGGCAUCAGAAGGGUCAGACCUGACUGCAGUAAAGAUUAAAGCUCUCUUGUUUUGGGUGGAGGGCAGUAUUCUCUGCCAGGUCCACUUCUAGUUUGGCGUCACAUUUUGACAAAGUUUCAAAUCCAGCCAAAAGAAAUCUGACUUUAAACGCAAACUGACGAUAUGGGCAGAUAAGCAGUCGCAACAUUUCUCUUCUUCUCUCUGUUUUCUUCAUGCCUGCUUUUCAUGAAUCUGUGACUCGGAGACAGGAGGAUGUUAACGGUGUUGACUCGACCCGUCAACCAGCCGCAGACUCCCGGUUUCCAGCCCAGCCUACGCUUUACCCCGAAUGUAUAUUUUCAAAGAUAUCUAUUGUUAGGCCUAGGACUAUAUUUUAUACUAGAAUGUUAAAUGUUAUAUACUGUAAGGAUCUGUUAUGGUAUGUAUGUGCAAUCCCUUAGUCUUAUAAGCAGCAGUUUGAAAUAUGUUAUGGAAUAUAAUUGCAUAUCUUUAGAAAAAACUUUUAAAGGGAGAAUCCACCUAAAAAAAAAAAAAGUUUUAAAUAUUUUGGUCCCACGUAUGAUGAUUUUAUUUGUACACUUCUCUGAUUUUAUUUGAUUAAUGGACAUUUGAUGAAACUAAAGUGGGUCGGCCAGCGUCAGCCGAGGGUUAUUCUGAGUUUGUGUUUUGGGUCGAUUCUCUCUUCUUGUGCAGUAUGUACCCGUCAGUGCAGAUGCACACACAAACCAAAGGUCAUUUUUAGCCCAACUUGAUGUUUCUGGAUGUAAAUGUUUAGUGAAAAAAUAUAUUUCAUUUUUUAUUGAGCAGGAUUGAAACAGCUGCUUUUCUUUAUCGGCCCCUAUCGGUUUAAAAGCCCGUGUUCUGUUCUAUGAUGGGAUGGAAUAACUGAUGGUGUCCAGCGUGUAAUAUCCCAUAGAUUGGCUCUGUUUUAGAGGAAUGUCUUUGAAGAUUUUGAUAUCAAGUACAUUAUGCACUGAUACGUGAUGCAAUCCCUCGGUAAGUGCCUUCUUAAAAACGUUCACCAUCUGUUUGCGACUGGGAACCUCAGGGGAAGUCGGAGGGCAACACGCUCUUUCUCAUGUUAGCGAUAACCCGAAUCAGUUCCCCUCGAUCGCCAUCAGACGGCUUUUCCUUUUACCUGAAGCCUUUCUGAAGUCACCUGGCGUUGUUUUAUCUGCAUCCCCUUCAGUUUGAGUCUCUUUUUAUCCAUGUGCUUGUUUUUGUAGAGCUUUUGGUUUUACUGCAGCUUCAUGUACAAAAUAGAAACCAUCAAUAAACGGGAUGGAAACAUG
Girardinichthys multiradiatus is the source of this 4289-nucleotide messenger RNA. RefSeq names its product interferon regulatory factor 2 binding protein 1 (gene irf2bp1). Gene Ontology annotation, molecular function: transcription corepressor activity. Gene Ontology annotation, biological process: regulation of transcription by RNA polymerase II. Lineage: Eukaryota; Metazoa; Chordata; Actinopteri; Cyprinodontiformes; Goodeidae. Bases 1 to 1323 code for a protein of 440 amino acids. Gene Ontology annotation, cellular component: nucleus. The record is from RefSeq and is a predicted model, not a curated record. The transcript is spliced from 3 exons.